This is a messenger RNA of Symbiodinium sp. CCMP2456, 2631 nucleotides long. Lineage: Eukaryota; Dinophyceae; Suessiales; Symbiodiniaceae. The record is from the annotation of a GenBank genome assembly.
AUGCUGCGGCUAUGGCGGCUAUGGCGGCUAUGGCUGCUCCUUGUGGGGGGACUUGGUCAGGGUGUCGAGAGCAAUCUGACCUGGCAGCUGGUGGCUUCAGGGCACAGCUCCACGAGCCAAACCGCUGCCGCCACGUACUCGGAGCGGGAGAUGGUGAUCUACGGCGGUCAGAGCCAGCUGUGGCGCUUGGACCUCGAGGCCGGAGCCUGGCAGACCAUCGCGGCAACGGGCAGCGCCCCCAGCGGCUCCCGGUCCUACAUGGCAGGGAGCCGGACGAACGGAGAGCUCAUCUACUUUGGGGGCAGCAACGAUGCCAGCGUCUUCCGGCUCAAAGCUUCGAUGAGUUGGGUGCAAGUGGCCCUCACGGGCCCAAGCCCCACCAACCGGCACCGCCACACUGCCGUGAGGCUCUCGGACGGCAGCCUCCUGAUCUAUGCGGGCUUCACCUUCAACAGGCAGCCGCUGGGAGAUGUCUGGAAGUUGAUCUUUACUUCGGAGGCGGAGGGCUUUUGGCAGGAGGUGCAGACGACCGGCGGGGGUCCGGGGCCACGUUUGGGGCCUGCGGGAAUUGCGGGGGCUGAUGGCAACUUCCUGACCUUCGCAGGCCACGAGGACUGGGGCGAAUACUUCGAUGACGUUUGGCGGUUGACGAUCAAUGGAACAACCGGAGUCUGGCAGCUGGUAGUGGUCUCUGGCCCGACGCCCGGCGUCAGGAGAUUCCCUUCCGCCGUGGCGGUCCCGGAUGGCAUGCUGAUCUACGGGGGCUUCAACGACCAGCGCGGCCAUCCGCUGAAGCAGACGGCCUACAAUGACGUUUGGCACAUGGGCAUCAACGGGAACACCGGCGUCUGGCAGAAACUGGAGCCUGCUGGGUCGAAGCCCGGUGCUGGGGGGGCCUCCCAGGCGGCAGUCCUCUGUGGCGUGGGGCUGAUAGUGACCAUCGGCAGCAGCACCCACAAGCUGAACUGGCCAACCGGGUGCCCUCCGGGCUAUGCCUGGCAGGCCGGUCACUGCCUGCAGUGCUGCGAUGGCUUUGAGAGUUUGGGGGGCUGCGACCUUUGCCAAGCCGCGGCAGAGGCAGAGCCAUCGAUGGAGUCUGUCUUGGCGAACCUCUCCACUCCUCUCCUCGAGAUCUCCUUCUUGGACGAGGAGGUCCGCCUGAAGCUUCAGCUCCCCCAGGUCCCCCAGGUCCCUUCGGCCGGGAACCUGACCUGGAACUUCCACCUCGCUGCCUCCAACCUCAAGGAGGAGCUCCAAGUGUUUGGCUCACCGUGCCUCAGCUGGGAGACUGUGGAGUCCGAAGGCUCAAAUCUCACCUACCAGGCCUCAGCGCCUUUCCCGGAGCUCAUGGCCUGUCUCAAUGCCACGAGGAAUUCCACGAACGCGACCGCCACGCACAGCACAACAACCGCCACGCCGGUGCCCGCUGAUCUCAACAUUCUGGUCCGAGAUGCGUUCCUGGCCGUGUACCUGCUGGGAUCCGACUCCGAGGCCGUCCUCGCAGACUGGGUCAUCCCGGUGACACUCCAGGCGUGCCCGACCGGCUACAAGUCCGUGGGCGUGAGCUGCCUCCCAAGCUUGGCCUUCGCUCUGACACGGCUUCCGAGCCCGACCUUCCAGACUUCCGCUUCGAACAUGCUCCGAUUGAUCUUUGAUGAAGACCUCCCGGCGGUCGCAGAGAACAUCUCCCUCAGCUAUCGCGCGCGUCUUGGUUCGGAUGAGGGCCAAACGGAUUGCAAGGCUUGGAACCAGACCGGGCAAGGUCGCUUCGUCCUGGAGCUGAGCGUCGCAGAGCUCGACGACUGCAAGUUGAACGUGUCGACCACAGCAGACUACGUGGCUUGGAGUGGAGUGGCCACUCUGGCCCUUCUGGGGGACUUCUAUGACAAGCCGGUCGCCUUGUGGAUCUUCCCAGUGACCUUCCGCUUCGACCGCCUGAUACAUGCCUUCUCCUCCCUCGAAGUAGAACGCCACCGGGAGGUGGUGGCGGAGGAGGAGGUGAUCUACGCCGGAGCCCUGAACACUACGCUGGCCCUGUACGAGUCCGACUUCACUGCCCCGAAGCAGCAGGCCGUUUACUUUGUCUGGGAGCGGGCCUUCGUGGAGCUUGGGCUGGGCGCAGUGUCCGUGGUUGCGAACGUGGACCUGGUGUGGCUCGCGGCAUCCAGCGAUGCCUCAGCGCCGAUGGUCCACAACCUCACGGGCUCCAUGAUCUACCUUCCGUCUUCGCCGUCGAGCCGGCGCUUCAGUGUGCAGCUGGAGGUCUGCGAGACGUGCUUCCUGCACGUCUUGGCGACCAUCGACUCCAUCGCCGGCCGCCGGCUGAACGAGAGGCGGCUGAAGGUGCCCCAGAGGCUCUUCGAAAGCGUGCCGAUCGCGGUGAAGGUGCCGAGCUCCACGAGUUCCACGAGCUCCAGGCCCUCGACCAGCUCAUCCAGCCCUGCAGGAUUCUCGGGGUCCUUCGAGCUCACCGUGGCGGAUCCUCAAGCCUUCGUGGAGGCGCCUCAGGUCCGGUGGUCGCUGGCGCAGGCCUUGGGAAUUCUUUGGGGCCAGGAACUCGAGGUGCACCUGGCGAUCUUGGACCGCCCCGCUGACCCAGGCGCUCGCCGUCUUGCCGGGCUGGUCCAGUAG